Selaginella moellendorffii is the source of this 1532-nucleotide messenger RNA. RefSeq names its product (3S,6E)-nerolidol synthase-like. The transcript has a single exon. The record is from RefSeq and is a predicted model, not a curated record. The coding region runs from base 330 to 1505 and encodes 391 amino acids. NCBI's taxonomy places the organism in Eukaryota, Viridiplantae, Streptophyta, Lycopodiopsida, Selaginellales, Selaginellaceae.
CGGCAAAUACCUGUCAAUUAACAAACCGUCGAAACACUAGAUACAUUAAGCAUCAUCAAUGCGCUUCAAACGAAGAAACCUCAACCUGCUCAACCUGCUCAAAUUACAGGUCGGAUGCAUUGACAGAGUAAAAUAAAAAUCAAGAGGAGGGGCUCGGGUAUCUGUGUUCACCCUUUCUUUUCUUUAGAUUUGUGUCGUUUACGAUUGAUUCCCAUGUUCAUACUGCAGGAGCGAUCAGCGCUGCAGGACAGGAUGGUCGAGAGUUUUACAGCGCCCAAGGUGGGGAUUUGUAUAAAUAAACUUUUUGUUACCAGUGCCCAGCUGGAGGCAUGGUGCCAAGCUGUAAAACAUCAAUUCUUCAUAGUAACCACAUGUUGCUAGCAAGUUACUUCACUGGUUCCAUCUUUCUCGUAGCAUCAAAGAGGAGCAUAGAAAUGGAGGCCACUUUGAUCUCCAAAUUCUCCACUGUCACGCACUUCGAGCUUCCGCAGCUUCCCAACAACAUCCCAUUCGCCUACCACCCGCAAUCCGCGACGAUCAGUCCCCAGAUCGACGAGUGGAUGCUUCGCAAGAUGAAGAUCACCGAUCGGAGUGUGAGGAAGAAGAUGAUCCACUCCAAGAUCGGUUUGUACGCCUGUAUGAUGCAUCCCAAUGCCGAGAGGGAGAAGCUCGUCCUGGCCGGUAAAAAUCUCUGGGCCCUCCUACUCAUCGACGAUUUGCUCGAAUCCAGUAGUAAGGAAGAGAUGCCUCGGCUCAACACCACCAUCACCAACCUUGGCAGUGGAAAUUCCAGGGAUGGAGCUAUCCGGAAUCCUGUGCUGCUUCUGUAUAAAGAAGUUCUGGGAGAGCUUCGAGCUGCCAUGGAGCCACCUUUGCUGGACCGCUACUUGCACUGCCUGGCAGCUUCACUCGAAGGCGUCCGGAAGCAAGUCCACCACCGAACCAGAAAGAGCGUCCCUGAACCGGAAGAAUAUAAGCUUACCCGUCGUGCCAAUGGAUUCAUGGACAUCCUCGGGGGCAUCAUGACCGAGUUCUGUAUGGGAAUCCGCCUCAACCAAGCUCAAAUCCAGUCUCCAACCUUCCGGGAGCUCCUCAACUCUGUGUCUGAUUACGUCAUUCUCGUCAAUGACCUGCUGUCCUUCCGGAAGGAGUUUUACGGUGGCGAUUAUCACCACAACUGGAUCUCGGUUCUCUCGUACCAUGGCCCCACGGGGAUCCGCUUUCAGGAUGUGAUUGACCAGCUGUGUGAGAUGAUCCAAGCAGAAGAGCACUCUAUCCUGGCCUUGCAGAAGAAGAUUGCCGACGAAGAAGGUUGCGACUCGGAGCUGACGAAAUUCGCAAGUGAGCUUGCAAUGGUUGCUUCCGGGAGCCUCGUGUGGUCGUAUCUCUCUGGCCGCUACCAUGGCUAUGAUAAUCCACUGAUCACUGGGGAGAUUUUCAGUGGAACAUGGCUGCUGCAUCCCGUGGCCACCGUCGUCUUCCCAUCCAUCAAGGCUCGCCCCUGAGAUACAUUGCUGGGGCUCAAAGUUCCG